UACAAUAAUUGUGUCCAUGUGCUCCCUUAGCAUUUUCUUCUCAGUUCUCGCUUUAUUUUGUUUGACCAAAACGAACUCAUUAAAAGCCGCUCCGAUGUAUUAACGCUCAACAUCAACCAGAACCAUCCAAGAAUAUUUCUCUGGUUUAGAUUUAUUUCAAAACCAUGAAGAAGAUCGACUUGGGGAACCACCGCGAGGCGGCUCAGCCAGACUGCAUCAAAGCUCUCAUUGUCGAAUUCAUCACCACAUUUUUCUUUGUUUUCGCCGGCGUCGGAUCCGCCAUGGCCACAGACAGCUUAGUCGGAAACACAUUGGUCGGACUUCUGGCGGUCGCGGUGGCUCAUGCCCUUGUAGUGGCGGUCAUGAUAUCUGCGGGCCAUAUCUCCGGUGGCCACCUCAACCCCGCUGUCACCAUCGGCCUACUUUUCGGAGGUCACAUCAGUGUCUUCCGCGCAUUCCUCUAUUGGAUCGAUCAGCUGUUGGCCUCCUCCGCAGCCUGCUUCCUCCUAAGUUACCUCACUGGAGGAAUGGGAACUCCGGUUCACACUUUGGCAAGUGGAAUCAGUUACACCCAGGGUAUCAUAUGGGAGAUCAUCUUAACAUUCUCACUUCUCUUCACUGUCUACGCCACGAUGGUGGAUCCCAAGAAAGGCUCCCUUGAUGGGCUAGGCCCACUUCUCACCGGAUUCGUCGUCGGAGCCAACAUCCUUGCCGGUGGCGCCUUCUCUGGAGCCUCAAUGAACCCGGCCAGAUCAUUUGGACCUGCUUUGGUCUCUGGGAACUGGACUGACCAUUGGGUAUAUUGGGUUGGACCGUUGAUCGGUGGUGGACUUGCAGGAUUCAUCUACGAGAACGUCCUCAUUGACCGUUCAGAUGCCCCACUCGCCGACGACGAGCAACCAUUCCUAAAUUGAAUGCUUGAAUCUAUACUAUGCACGUUACAUAUCUAUCAAGCUCAUCACUAAUGAUGCAUCUUCUUGGUACACUUCAAGAUGUAUCUCUUGUAUUCUUAUCGUAUUUCAAGCAAUUUCUUUAAAACUUAUCAAGUUCCAAUUAUC
Brassica rapa (field mustard) is the source of this 1058-nucleotide messenger RNA. Its product is annotated as aquaporin TIP4-1. Lineage: Eukaryota; Viridiplantae; Streptophyta; Magnoliopsida; Brassicales; Brassicaceae. Gene Ontology annotation, molecular function: water channel activity. Gene Ontology annotation, biological process: transmembrane transport; water transport. The record is from RefSeq and is a predicted model, not a curated record. Gene Ontology annotation, cellular component: membrane.